Molecule: messenger RNA, 3207 nt
Organism: Parus major (Great Tit)
Lineage: Eukaryota; Metazoa; Chordata; Aves; Passeriformes; Paridae
Gene: NEU4
Product: neuraminidase 4
Exons: 4
Coding region: 1031-2524 (497 amino acids)
Biological process (GO): oligosaccharide catabolic process; ganglioside catabolic process
Cellular component (GO): cytoplasm; membrane; lysosome
Molecular function (GO): exo-alpha-sialidase activity
Source: RefSeq, a predicted model, not a curated record
AGGGGUGUGAAGCAGAGCCAGGAUUUUCCUCAGCUGUGUUUAGCACCUGAGGCAGGGAUUAACCAGCCCAGGUAUCCAGCGGGAACAACCCAGAUUAACAGCACUUCAUGGUCCAGCGUUACAGGAACCCUCACUAAAAUUAACCCAAGGUUUGGGAGGCUUUUGUAGCAGCCAGGUGGAACUGCUGGAGCCACACGUGGUCACCCCAGGCCAUCCCAGGGACCAUUGCUGGGCAGUUCUGCAGCCUCUGCCUCAGUUUUCCCCUUGGAACUUCUGAUCUGUGAUUUGCCACGUGAAUUUUGUCAAGCCCUUUUAGCUAAACUGAUCACUGAAAUGGAAUAUUGGAAUAUAGGUACAAAAAUACUUUCUUAGUAGCUGAUCUGUGUGCAGGUGAGGGUCUUGGGAAGUCUGGGCAUCCUGGGAGAACUGAGGUUCCUGGGAAGUCUGCAGAUUCUGUGGUGCUAAGGGUCCAGAUAGGGCUGGGGAUCCUGGAAAUGCUGGGGGUCCUGCAAGAGUUUGGGUCCUGGGAAGGCUGAGAGUCCUGGAAAAGCUGGGAGGGCUGGGGAUCCACGGAAGAUUUGGGGUCCUGGGAGGGCUGGGACCCUCUGGACCAGAGCUCCCAGGCUGGGGAGCUCAUGGCAGGGUGGACUGUGCUGAUCAUGGGCUGGCUGCCCCGGACAGGGAAGCCUAGCCCCUCACAGCCUGCAGGAGGAGCUGCAAUUCCUGCCCCACGGAUCCCUCCCGGGGGUCCGAGCAGGGUGUCUCGGCUCUGCCCGGGCCCAUAAGGGCGCCUUUGUGCCGCGGGCACCGCAGCAGCCCCCGCCGCUGCUGACUCAGCGGUUUAACCCGGGCUCCGCCGGGGGAGCCCCGUGACCCUUCGGAGGGGGGACCCUGCCGGGGGAGGCGGUGGCGGCGAGGCAGGGAGGCUCUGAGGAAAGCCAGCGACAGCGACAGCGACAGCCGGCCUCAUUCCGUGGUGCGGCCGAGGGACAGAGGGGACGGACACUCGGGCUGAGCAGCACCCGCUGCCAUGGGCUCCCGGCACUUCCCGGCCCGGACGGUGCUCUUCGAGAAGGAAUCCAGUGGUGUCACGUACCGUGUGCCCGCCCUGCUCUACCUGCCCUGCGUGGCCAAGCUGCUGGCGUUUGCCGAGGAGCGGCUCAGUGCCGACGAUGCCCACGCCAACCUGCUGGUGCUGCGCCGCGGCACCAUCUACGGCAGCUACGUGGAGUGGGAAGACAUGCGUGUGCUGGAGACGGCAACACUGCAGCACCAUCGGUCAAUGAACCCCUGCCCGCUCUACGAUGAGUUCACGGGCACCCUCUUCCUCUUCUUCAUCACGGUGCUGGGCAGGACGCCCGAAGCCUACCAGAUUGUCACUGGCCAAAACGUCACCCGCCUCUGCUGCGUCACCAGCGCCGACCAGGGCCUGAGCUGGAGCACAGCCACGGACCUGACGCAGCAGGUCAUUGGCGCAACCAUCAAAGACUGGGCAACGUUCGCACUGGGCCCUGGCCAUGGGAUCCAGCUGCGUUCUGGCCGGCUGCUGGUGCCCGCCUACAGUUACCACAUCGACUGCAAGGAGUGCUUUGGGCAGCUCUGCAAGACAACCCCGCACUCCUUCGCCUUCUACAGCGAUGACCAUGGCCGCGGUUGGCGCUUUGGGGAGUUCAUCCCCAACCUGCAGACGGGCGAGUGCCAGCUGGUCUCAGUGGAUGAGGAGGAUGGAUCCAAUGUCCUCUACUGCAACGCCCGCAGCCCCUUGGGCUUCAGGGUCCAGGCGCUCAGCAUGGAUGAUGGGGCUGUCUUCCAUGGCGGGCAGCUGGUGCAGCGGCUGGUGGAGCCCCCCCAUGGCUGUCAUGGCAGUGUCAUUGGCUUCCCCGCACCAUUCGUGUAUGUCCCCAGCACCUCCCGGGACACCGUGAGGCCCCUCCGGGGCUUGGCUCACCGGCUGCUCCCUGGGGCCCUCCGGGAGUUUGGGCACCUGCCCACCCGACAGGCAGGAGGUGCUGAGCUGCCCGCUAGCAACCACUGUGAGCCAGAUGAGCAUUGUCCUACCCCAGGGCACCACGGUGAUGCCCACAGUGUCACCUUGGUCCAGGGGGACUGUGCAGCAACCCCCAGCCCCACUCCCUUCUUCCAAGCACCGACGUGGAUCCUCUACUCCCACCCCACCAGCUCCAUGUCGCGGGUCAACAUGGGGGUUCACCUCAGCACCUUCCCCAGGGACGCAGAGAGCUGGACAGAGCCCUGGGUUAUCUAUGAGGGCCCGAGCGCUUACUCAGACCUGGCUUACAUGGAGCUGCCCUACAGGGACGCCCCGGUGGCUGGCGGCACGGCCAUCACCUUCGCCUGCCUCUACGAGAACGGGAUGAGGUCUCCCUAUGAGCAGAUCUCCUUCAGCAUGUUCACGCUGCACGACGUGCUCCAGAACAUACCCCUGACAGCUGCUGCUCCCCGGCGGGGCCGCGCCACCACGCACCACACGGGCAGGAGGAGGCAAAGGAGCUGCUUCAUCUCCUAGAGCCUGCCCAGGUCAGCUCCUCUCACCACCCCAGUGCUGGAUCCUGGAGAAUCAACCCACAGGCUGGGUCCUGCCACCAUCCAGCACAGCCACAUCGCACAGAGGUGUGUUACUGUCCCCACACUGGGGGUUUAUCUCAUUGUUAUUGCUAUUUUUUAAUUCUGUUUUGGUUGGGUGGGAAGGCUUUUGACCCCAGCCGAGCUCCAGGCUCCUCUCCAAGCAAUAGCCACCUCUGAAAAGAGAUAUUGGGAAGCAACAGCAGCAGUGCAGGGGGAAGGCAGCCAGGGGCACCCUGUGCCAUCCCUGUGUGCCAGUGCUGGCUCAGGGGAUGUGGUGCUCCAGCUCUGCCAUACCUGGUGCCACCACCCUGCUCCGAGGGCUUCCCUCCCCUUGUUAUCAAUAGCUAUGCUAUAUAAAUAAGGUCUAUAAUGUUAAAUUCUUUCUUUUUCAUGAAAAGACGUUUUCUCAAUGGUCUCUCUGAAGUCACUGUGAGGGUUUGGGCUGGGGUAGAGUUCUGUUCCUCCAUCAUAGCUGGGAUGGGGCUGGGUUUUAUAUUUGGGUUGAUGAUAAAGAAAUGCUUGUGUUGCAUUUCUCGUUUGUCUGGGCUUUUAGUUCUCUCUUUUCAUUAUUUUCCUUUUCAUUACAAUUUAUAUCUUUAUUUCAAUUAUUAAAGUGUUUUUAUG